CAGCGACCGAGCCCCUUCCGCGACUUCGAAGGCCCAUCGCGCGCCUCGACGUCGGCGCCAAGUAUCGAGUUUCACAGGCACUUUUUGCUGGGCAGUUUCGGCCACGACCAUGGACACAAUGAAGCGAUCGGCCACAUCCGACAACCAGGACAAGGCGCGGGUGACGCUCAUGGAGCGCCAAGACCACGAGACGGGCAACGCACCGAUGCUCGCCCAGCUCCGCAUUAGCGAGCUCGACAAGCUCGUGGCGCGUGUCAAGCAAAAGCAAGCGCUCAUCAACGAUCUCAUGGCCAAGUACCACGACGAGCUCGCGCACAUUGAGAAGGAGUCGCGCAAGAUCCACGAGCGCUACGACCCGCUCUGCGCGCGCCUCGCCGAGCGCCUCGAGGAGCAGACAGCCAACCAAGCGCAUUACGACACGAUCUCCAAGAACUUUGGCCAAAUUCUAAGCACGACCAAAGCCCGCUUGCGGAACAGCCAAACCGAAGGCCUCCACAACCUGCGGCGCGAAGCUACGGCGGAGCUCGCAGCGACGCGCGGCUUUGCCGCCGACAUCGCGAGCACCUUUCACCAAAAGAGUCGAAAGUAACUCGACAACGUCGACGACCAACAAGACAGUAUAGCAGCGUCCGUGCACUACUUAGUACAGUAGCUACUAUGAAGAUGUACUCGUCGACUCGUCGACUAGUCGACGAGUGUAUG
This is a messenger RNA of Saprolegnia diclina VS20, 702 nucleotides long. RefSeq lists its product as hypothetical. The transcript has 5 exons. Bases 110 to 589 code for a protein of 159 amino acids. Lineage: Eukaryota; Oomycota; Saprolegniomycetes; Saprolegniales; Saprolegniaceae. The record is from RefSeq and is a predicted model, not a curated record.